Molecule: messenger RNA, 315 nt
Organism: Psylliodes chrysocephalus
Lineage: Eukaryota; Metazoa; Arthropoda; Insecta; Coleoptera; Chrysomelidae
Source: the annotation of a GenBank genome assembly
AUGGCUGGCAAGCAUUAUCAAGCUAAGUCCAAAGACAAGGAAGAUGCUAAAAUUGAUAAAUCAUUUGAUCUUCAGCAGGUAUUAGCCACACCACACAUCCAAACUAAUAUUAUGUUUUACAAAAGACAGAUAUCUGUCUAUAAUUUAACUAUUUUUGAUGGGGCAGUAGGAGCACACAACUUUUUAUGGGACGAAACAACAGGGGGCCGGGGAGCAAACCAGAAUGGUUCCUGUUUAUUCAAAUAUUUAACUACUCUGCCUGCCGAAACACCAAACAAUAAUACUGCUUUGGAAAAGUACACGAACGCCAUCUAA